This is a messenger RNA of Jatropha curcas, 1658 nucleotides long. Its product is annotated as Nucleoside transporter family protein. Gene Ontology annotation, molecular function: nucleoside transmembrane transporter activity. Gene Ontology annotation, cellular component: plasma membrane. Gene Ontology annotation, biological process: nucleoside transmembrane transport. The record is from RefSeq and is a predicted model, not a curated record. NCBI's taxonomy places the organism in Eukaryota, Viridiplantae, Streptophyta, Magnoliopsida, Malpighiales, Euphorbiaceae.
CAUCAAUCAAAUCUAAUAUAAACACCAUGUAGAGCUGUCAACUGCCCUACUCAGCUCGGUUUAGCCGAGUAAUCUGUUUGACAUUCAAGUUCAAAUGUUUUGCUCAAACAGCAAUGUCAAAUGGAGCUUAAUGCUUCAUAUUCUUGGCAAGCCUAGCUAGUUAGGCAGAGUUUGUCCCAUCAGCUCAGCUUCUUUAAUCUUUAUGCCUAACUAAUCAACAGGUCGACACAUCACAAUGUUCUGUUGCCGCUUAUAUCAAGCUUAAAUUUGCAACACUUAGAUGCUUUGUGACCAUGGACAAAAUGGAAGUUGAGAAAGGACUUGGAGAACAACCAGAACCAAUAAGAGACUCUUACAAGAUUGCUUAUAUAAUCCAUUUCUUGCUUGGAGCUGGUAAUUUACUUCCUUGGAAUUCUUUUAUAACUGCUGUGGAUUACUUCGGCAAUCUUUAUCCAAACAAACAUGUUGAAAAGGUGUUUUCUGUUGCUUACAUGAGUUCCUCGGUUUUAGUUCUAAUUAUAAUCAUGAGUAGAGGUGGCUGGAGCAAGAAACUGACUUACAGGAUUAGAAUGAACUUGGGAUUUUCCAUGUUUGUUCUUUCUUCAAUGGUGGCUCCAAUAUUAGACUGGGCUGGAAGACCGAAGGGAGCUUAUGGUUUUACAGUUGCAUCGAUCGUGGUUUGUGGUUUAGCUGAUGGGUUAAUCGGAGGAAGUCUGAUAGGAUCAGCAGGAAAACUUCCUAAAGAGUAUAUGCAGGCUGUGUUUGCUGGAACUGCCUCUUCAGGUGUUCUUGUCUCCGCCUUGAGGAUUAUAACAAAAGCAUCGCUUCCACAGACACCGCAAGGUCUGCGAACAAGUGCUCACUUCUAUUUUAUGGUUAGCACAAUUAUUCUGCUGUUCUGCACUCUGUGUUGCAACUUGUUAUACAAGUUACCAGUUAUGGAACAGCAUUGCAAGCUUCUUCCAGAUGAUGAUUCACAAACUUCAAGGCCAAAAUUUUGGGCUGUUGCAAGAAAAAUCCAGUGGCCAGUUUUUGGAAUUCUAGUAAUUUAUGUUGUGACUCUUUCAAUUUUCCCUGGAUUCAUAGCUGAAAGCCUUGAAUCCAAGUUGCUGCGGGAUUGGUAUCCAGUUCUACUGAUAACCGUGUAUAACGUUUCAGAUUUCAUAGGCAAGUCUUUAACUGCAACUUAUGUUCUGAAGAGCAUCAAUAAGGCAACAUGGGCUUGCAUUCUUCGACUUCUGUUUUAUCCACUCUUUGCAGCUUGCCUACAUGGACCUAAAUGGCUGAGAACUGAAAUGCCUGUUGUAGUACUUACAUUUAUGCUUGGAGCAACCAAUGGCUAUCUGACAAGUGUCAUCAUGAUCCUCACCCCUAAAACAGUUCCAGUUUCCGAAGCCGAGUUAUCUGCAAUAGUAUUGGUUGUGUUUCUAGGACUUGGAUUAGUUUGUGGGUCGGUUCUUGGCUGGUUUUGGAUCGUAUGAGCAAUUUUGAGCUCUCAGGUUUUAUUCAUGGCUAGUUGAUCCUGAAACAGCAAGAACUCGUAGUUAGAUAUUCAAUAACUAAUGUCUAUUCCUAGAUGAAGUAUACAGGGUAGUGAAUUGAAAUUUUCUAUUGCUAAAAAUUGAGAAAUAUGAGUCUGCAAUUUCCUGACCUGGUGA